Condylostylus longicornis is the source of this 435-nucleotide messenger RNA. RefSeq lists its product as uncharacterized. The transcript is spliced from 4 exons. The record is from RefSeq and is a predicted model, not a curated record. Gene Ontology annotation, molecular function: odorant binding. The coding region runs from base 1 to 435 and encodes 144 amino acids. Gene Ontology annotation, biological process: sensory perception of smell. NCBI's taxonomy places the organism in Eukaryota, Metazoa, Arthropoda, Insecta, Diptera, Dolichopodidae.
AUGAAAUUUUUCUUAGUACUUGGAUUAUUUGUUGUUGCUUGUUCAGCACAAACUACACCACAAACAGAAACAUCUUUACAAGCAGCAGUAGAUGCAGCAAAACGUGCUUGUAUUGAAGAAACUGGUGUUCCCGGAGAUGUCUUUUCGAGAGUAAGAAAUUUACAACCAGUUAUUUCACGUAAAGGAAGAUGUUAUGAAGCUUGUUUAUUAGAAAAAUUCCAACUUAUUGAUGAAAAUAACUAUAUGGAUGUUGAUGCUGUUGUUGAAGUUAACAGACCUGUAUUAGGUGAUGAUCCAGAUGUAUUAAAUGCUGCUAGACGUGUAUUCACAUUAUGUAGUGCAAAUUAUCAAAUGGACAGAUGUGAUUUUGGACAUAAUUUCAUUACAUGUAUAUUCCGUUUCCAAGUUACUUCACCAUUAAGAUUCUUAUUGUAA